This is a messenger RNA of Lymnaea stagnalis (great pond snail), 7324 nucleotides long. Lineage: Eukaryota; Metazoa; Mollusca; Gastropoda; Lymnaeidae. The record is from the annotation of a GenBank genome assembly.
UUCACUCGUUGGUGGAAUUCUCCGUUUCCAAGGUAAUGUUUUUUUUUUUUUUUUUAAAGAACGUUUGUUGACUGUUUUUAGUACCUGGUAACUAAAACGAUACUUGAUGUGAUGUUUUCAAAGUUUUUUUUAAAUACAGAACAAAAGUUUUCCAAGAUAAAUAGUAGGCUACGUGCAGUGUCCCACCUGUCUCCCCUCCCCCAAAUAGCUUAUGAACCUACAUAUUGAACGAUUAUCUUUUAUCAAUAUGCAUGUAUGACUAAAGCAAAAAGGCCCAACAUUGUUUAUUACUGUAGAUUUACACAGAAAUAUGAUUUUGACAAUCUCAUUAGAUUUAUUGUAAAAAUAUAAAUAUUUUGUCUUAAAUCUUAACCUUACUUAUUUUAGAUAGUUUAACCCCACCAUAAUCAAGGAAAAGGGACCUUCAAGAUAUUUACAUUCUUUACGUUAAAAGACAAUAAAAUAUCAAGCAGGUAGUGCUGCUUUAAAAAUGAGAGUCGUCAGAUUCAAAUACAUGUUCUUAACUUGUUAAUUCACAUAUUUUGAACAGAUGGCUCAAGUAAAAUUAUAGUUGAAUUUGAUUUGAAAUUAUAUUUCCCUUUUUUUAUCAACGGUUUAGAGCAGAUCAAAUGUGCAGCAGUCUGAGAAAAAUUGAAAAUCCCCUACAACUCUACAACUGACGCUAAGACAGCCAUGAUUUCUACAGGGUGUCCCCUCUUACGUCAUGUCAAUCUGAUACACACUUUUCAUUCCAAGUUCGUUCGUCCAUAAUAGUUCAAUGGUUUGCAAAAUUGAGCAAUGCAAAAAAAAGUAUUUUUCAAGAAGGCUUAUAGAAAGAUAAUGUUUGAUUUGUGUUUCAGUGCACCAAGAAGAAUUCUGUUAUAAGAGAGCUUCACAAGGACUUCAUGGUUGGAGAUACCGCGCUCGUCUUUAAAGUCAUGCGUGAAGGGACAAUUAAUGUAAGCUUUGUGUAGCGUGGUGAUUUCCCAUGAUAUCCUAUAUUGAACUGAACUUAGAGUGAAUUUGUCAAGCCUAUCGGCUUAUAUUAAAAAUAGAUAAUUUUAUAGAUUCCUAGACAAGUAGGGUAUCAAACUUUGUCUUUCCCUGUGUCUAUACAAUGGUUUUUGAUACAGGUUAUUGUUUUGAUAUAUACCUACCGAUGAGGUGAUUCUUGUUGUAUUUGUGCACAUUUUAUGAGUGAAUCAUAUGCAUUUAAAAAAUGUAAAAAUGAUCAUGUAAGCGAUUCAAUUUUAUAAGUGGCCUGCAUAUAAAGGUCUCAAUGAUUUUUUUUUUCUUUUCACCCAAGGUCGUGGAACUUUCGAUGUUUCAGGUAACAAGAAAUGGGGUCAUCACAGUCUCAGGCUCACUUGACGAACACGAGGGACACACCUAUCUCUUGAUGCUGAAACUAAUAAAAGUAAAUAUAACGGUGAUUCUACAAGGUUUAUGACAUUCAUAAAUAUGUCAAAUAUUUUGGAUAGGUGUGGCUGUGUAGCUGGAUAGGUGUGGUGGUGUACCUGGAUAGGUAUGGUGGUGUACCUGGAUAGACGCGGUUGUGUAUCUGGAUAGGUGAUAUUGGGAAACGGGAUAGAUGUGGCUGUGCAGCUGGAUAGAUAAGGCUGUGUAGCUGGAUAGAUGUGGCUGUGCAGCUGGAUAGAUGUUGUUGUGUAGCUGGAUAGAUGUGGCUGUGCAGCUGGAUAGAUGUGGCUGUGCAGCUGGAUAGAUAAGGCUGUGUAGCUGGAUAGAUGUGGCUGUGCAGCUGGAUAGAUGUUGUUGUGCAGCUGGAUAGAUGUUGUUGUGUAGCUGGAUAGAUGUGGCUGUGCAGCUGGAUAGAUGUGGCUGUGUAGCUGGAUAGAUGUGUCUGUGCAGCUGGAUAGAUGUUGUUGUGCAGCUGGAUAGAUGUUGUUGUGUAGCUGGAUAGAUGUGGUUGUGUAGCUGGAUAGAUGUUGUUGUGUAGCUGGAUAGAUGUGGCUGUGCAGCUGGAUAGAUGUGGUUGUGCAGCUGGAUAGAUGUGGUUGUGUAGCUGGAUAGAUGUGGUUGUGUAGCUGGAUAGAUGUGGUUGAGUAGCUGGAUAGAUGUGGCUGUGCAGCUGGAUAGAUGUGGUUGUGUAGCUGGAUAGAUGUGGUUGUGCAGCUGGAUAGAUGUGGUUGUGUAGCUGGAUAGAUGUGGUUGUGUAGCUGGAUAUAUGUGGUUGUGCAGCUGGAUAGAUGUGGCUGUGCAGCUGGAUAGAUUUGGCUGUGUAGCUGGAUAGAUGUUGUUGUGUAGCUGGAUAGAUGUGGUUGUGUAGCUGGAUAGAUGUGGUUGUGUAGCUGGAUAGAUGUGGUUGUGUAGCUGGAUAGAUGUGGCUGUGCAGCUGGAUAGAUUUGGCUGUGUAGCUGGAUAGAUGUGGUUGUGUAGCUGGAUAGAUGUGGUUGUGUAGCUGGAUAGAUGUGGUUGUGUAGCUGGAUAGAUGUGGUUGUGUAGCUGGAUAGAUGUGGUUGUGUAGCUGGAUAGAUGUGGUUGUGUAGCUGGAUAGAUGUGGUUGUGUAGCUGGAUAGAUGUGGUUGUGUAGCUGGAUAGAUGUGGUUGUGUAGCUGGAUAGAUGUGGUUGUGUAGCUGGAUAGAUGUGGUUGUGUAGCUGGAUAGAUGGGGUUGUGUAGCUGGAUAGAUGUGGUUGUGUAGCUGGAUAGAUGUGGUUGUGCAGCUGGAUAGAUGUGGCUGUGCAGCUGGAUAGAUUUGUUUGUGUAGCUGGAUAGAUGUGGUUGUGUAGCUGGAUAGAUGUGGUUGUGCAGCUGGAUAGAUGUUGUUGUGUAGCUGGAUAGAUGUGGUUGUGUAGCUGGAUAGAUGUGGUUGUGUAGCUGGAUAGAUGUGGUUGUGUAGCUGGAUAGAUAUGGCUGUGUAGCUGGAUAGAUGGGAUUGUGUAGCUUGCUAUUUUUACAGUAAACAAUGGCAUGUCAUUCGUUUAACAGAGGGUAUUUUCAAAAACCAUAUCGCUCUUAAGAUGCAGAUAUAAUGCAAAUAAAACACUGAUUUAGAACUAAUCCAUUUAAUACACUGAUAAUUUUUGGCUUUACACUUUAAGAGAUUUAACAACCAAACUAACAGAACCUUUCGCCCAGCCAAGGUGUUUAUCAUUUUAAAAGCUUUUGAACAUUGUUUAUAUAUAUAUAUAUGUUCAUUAUGUUUUAUUUUAAAAGUUAUUUUAGAAACCCUUUGAAUCAUUUCAAACAAAACAAUCAAAAAUUUAGCAAAAGUAAUGCUCCUGCAUCAAUGAAUUUUUUUUUGUACACCACCUGUGUUGUAAAUCAUUAGCCAGACAACAAGUCGUCGGAGAUUGUUCCUGUAGCCAUCCAUGUUUUAGGAGAAUUCCAAAACUCAACUUUGGACGAUGGAUCUGUCUCAACUGUAAAGCCAACACAGCACGCACCACGAUUCGUUAACACGAAAUGCGCAUCCACACAAGAAUGCUACGUCCAAGUCUACAGUUCUGAAAUUCCCAAACACCAUAAGGUAUAGUACAAAUGAAUCGCUUAUUUAAGUAAUGAUACUUGGACCAUGCCCAAAGGCCUCUAGGUCGAAGUCCAGAACCUCCGGCGACCCGAUGGUGUCACAUGGGGUCUUGCCUCUUCGUGGCGUGGCAGACUAGUAGGGAGAUAUCCCCCAGAAGCUAAAAGUCCCCCGGCCCCUUGCAUGACUUCCAACGCAACGGAAGAAACGCAAUAACAUAAUUACUUGUUGCCGAUAAUGGAUAUGAGGCCUGGGUGGCGGCCAAAACCCUUGCCGAUGAUUUAAGCUACGCGGUCCUGAGAAAGCCGCUCCUAGGCGACCGUUUUGUCCCCGCUACGUCCCGACCCUGGGCGGUGGGGGGAGGUAACGCAACACCUUUCCCCCGGAAAGGAAUCAAAGCCGUUCAGACCCAAGGAGAGUGGACCGCGAACGCUUUAAGCGCAGCGUUUUCAGUCGACUGAACGUCCCCCAGGCCAACGGGGAAGGGGGGGGAGGUUUCCGGCGAGCUUCCGCAUGGUCCGGCGACGAGGAGACCCGGCGUCGGUCCAUGUGGGGGUGCCGGGAGGGGUAUUAAGAGCUCGCGCUCGACGACCCACCGACGCCAUCUGCAAUGAGACGUUAUUAGUGAUGAUUCUUGAGUCCAGGUAAGUGGUCAAAGAGACUAAUUUCAGCGAGUGUUUACAUUUGCUAAUGCUAUGAUACAAACAUGAAUAAACAUAAGUCGAUUCACCAAAUUAUAAAGCGAAUGUGAAAUUAAUUAUUUAACAAAUAUUUUAAUGAUAAUUUUAAUGUCUUAUAUUCCAUAAAAGGCAUGCAGAGAGCUUGACGAUUUAAUUGAGAAUGUGUUGAAUUUUUUCACGGGAUUUUCAUACUUACGAAAGCUGUUUCUAAACACGUAAAGCAGUGUGACCAAAGAGAUUCAUUUUGCUCAUUGAGUUAGAACGUUUGGCAAACAAACCAUCAACAUUAACUGAGUUCGGAACCUUGACACCACACGACCUGUUUGUCAUGUGACGAAACUCUGAUACCGCAUUACACAAUUUUCAUGUUAUCGUUUACUGGCUAAACACCCCCCCCCUCCCCCCUUUCGUGGUAACAGCCAAUCAUCUUGUACUUCCUUUUUCUUUACUUUUCCCUAAUUUUUAAUUGAUUUUUCUUGCAAUCUUCGCAGCAUCAUAUAAAAUAUUUUUAUUCAUUUUGUUCUUCACCAAAGAAUUAACUAAUAAUAAAAAGUGUUGGACUGCAAUAAAGCUUUAAAGUAGAUUAUCAGACACGAACAAAUGGUGUCAAUAUAACAAUAAAAGUUACGCUUUAAUAAUAAUUAUACAUUAUACACAAGUAAACGUUUCGACACAUGCCUUCUCCUAUUUUCUUUUUUAGGUAGGAUAUGUAUAUUUAUGUUAUGUAAAUUUAAUUUAUACUUAUUUAAAUGUUUUUGUUUUUUUUGUACACCCUCAAAAUGUUAUUUUACUUCUGCUUUUCAAGGGGAUGGUGUGUUAAUGAUUUGUUCAAUGGUUGAGUGUUUGGUGUCGAAGAUUAACUGUGCAGCUGUUGCUCUGUAUUUGUGACGUAUCUGGGUAUGGGAGACUACGUUGUUAUUCCCUCAACAAAAGACAUUGCAGUCAACAUAAAAGUGUAUUUUUAAGGGGACAAUGAAUGAAAUAUUGAAAGUGCCAGAAGUUUACCCAUUUACACAACCGCUUCUUAAUAAAUGACAAAUCAAGUACAAUCACAUAGAUGAAAACAAACAUUCAUGAAAAGGAUUACACGAAACUCUUUGUUUUCAUUGGUUGCUAUUUUUCCGCUUAAAACUUUAUUUUAUUGAAAGGGAAAAGACUGGAACAUUAAAUUGUUCAGUUUACCAAAAAGAUCAUAUUUUAUUUUAGCAAGAAGAAACAAAAUGUAUUCUGUUUUUGUUUUUUCACACAUUGCUACAUUUGCUACAUUGCUACAUUUGCUACAUUGCUACAUUUGCUACAUUGCUACAUUUGCUACAUUGCUACAUUUGCUACAUUGCUACAUUUGCUACAUUGCUACAUUUGCUACAUUUGCUACAUUUGCUACAUUGCUACAUUUGCUACAUUGCUACAUUUGCUACAUUGCUACAUUUGCUACAUUGCUACAUUUGCUACAUUGCUACAUUUGCUACAUUGCUACAUUUGCUACAUUGCUACAUUUGCUACAUUGCUACAUUUGCUACAUUGCUACAUUUGCUACAUUGCUACAUUUGCUACAUAUUUUUUAAAGUUUUUUGUCGUGUGUUAUAAAAUAAAUUAUACAUUCCUUUUUUUUCGUCUACACAGUUUUAUUAAAUUGGCUAAAUGAUGUAUCGAUACUUUACCCAGGGCAAGAUAUUCAACCUUAUCCCUUGUGAAAUUCAAGUUGAGGAGGCAUAUAAGGAGACAGUCAGCUAUUUGUUGGUUGGCGGUGAGAAAUUCACUUUUACUUCCCUUUUAAAGUUAUUUAGCAUUUAAAUGUUGCAUUCAUUGACCAGUGCGGGACGAACCGUGAGCUCUAGCUGAAUCGCUGACAUGCUACGAGCGGUCAUCUUUUACAUGAGAUCAGAUUGUCUCUGUACGGGAGUCACUCUAGCCUAGAGUUAGCUCAGUGGACAAACUACCCGCCAAACAGACUUUUCACGUCCUGUGAGAUCUUGGCAAGUGAUGUGCGAUCUUGGCAAGUGCUGUGAGAACUUGGCAAGUGCUGUGAGAUCUUGGCAAGGACUUUGAGAUCUUGGCAAGCGAUGUGAGAUCUUAGCAAGCGCUUGAGAUUUGGCAUAUAACAGUACUGAUAUUUUCUAAUAAAUAAAUGAAAGUUAAUAGUUUUUUUUGUUUUUUUUUGUUUUAAAGUUCACUAUUUCGGUUUCAAUUUAAGUCGAACUUGUUAUUUGUUAUGUAAUUAUGUUUGCCAUAUGGUAGUUAUUUAUUUGUCAAUUUAUUAAUUUUGAGAUGUUUUUGUUACUUCUUUGUUUCUUCUUUGUUACUUCUUUGUUACUUUAUCUUUAUUUUUUUUCUAAAUACUUUUCGAGGUAAAUGAAGAAAAAUAAACACAAGAAAAUCUUUAAUAACAUUUAGAAUUAAUCAAUUGAACCUUUAAAGGUGAGAAGACUCCAGUUCCUAAUUCAUAAGUAAUCCGUCAUUCCAGGUAACCCCAGCAGCUACCUGGACAUGUUCACAAUCAACUCAGAGAAUGGAGAUCUAUACACGUUACAUCUUGACCUGCUCAAGUAUUCGCUGAGCUUUUUCAUCAUAGUCCAGGUUGAUAUUCUUACAAUCUGUAGAAUCUUUAUUUGACUGAGGACAUAUGCUUCUCUUUAAAAAUUAAAAAUCACAACAAAAACAAACAAAACACCCAGUUUUGAUGUAAAUUAAUGACCUAAUAAUCUCGGCAGGUGUGUUUCGUCUUGUAAAUUUUAAACAUAUGUUUUUCCCCCUCAAACUUAUCAUCUGUUGUUGGGGUUUUUUUCUCCGUUUUUCAAAAGUUCGGUGUUUUUAAUUCACAAACAGCGAAAACAAAAAUACAAAAAAUAAAAUAAAUAAAACUAAAUGAAUGAGGAUCAGUGUAAUGUAUUCGCUGUCCAUGGAAUAAGACACCGGUAGCAUCGCUUUUUACUCCAGUUUUAAGGUAAAAACAAUAUUUUAAAAAUGAGAAUUCAAGAAACGGGAUGAUCUUUAUUGCUUUCUUUCAAUCGGUGCAGGCCAUGAGUAAUAACCCAGACCAUCAACAUCACGAAUCGGCCCUUGUCUAUGUUCAUGUUUUAGUAGAAGAAGAAGCUGUCAAAACAUCCCAAACAACUGCAACGCUGGAAGGUAGCAUUUUCAUUCGUCUUAUUAGUUAA